Molecule: messenger RNA, 1143 nt
Organism: Ipomoea nil (Japanese morning glory)
Lineage: Eukaryota; Viridiplantae; Streptophyta; Magnoliopsida; Solanales; Convolvulaceae
Exons: 3
Coding region: 1-1143 (380 amino acids)
Source: RefSeq, a predicted model, not a curated record
AUGAAGCUUGGGAGCAUGACGGCAGUGGCUGACUUCCCAUGGAGCAGUCCGGCGCUUCGGGUGAAUCAGAACAGGGCAUACGGCAGUGGCAAGGGCAUCCUCGACGCCACCCUUCUCUCCUCCGGCGAGCGUCUUGCAGUAGCGGCAUCGACAAGCAAGUUCCUGGCAGUGGUCUCUUCCUCCGGCAUAGUGGAUGUUCUCCGGGGUUUUUCUCCGUCCAAAACAGAUGUCUCGCUCUUUCACUACUCUGCUGCAUCGUCUCGGGUUUUCUUACUGGUGUAUGUAGACGACAUUAUCAUGAUGGGGAAUGAUUCCACACUCAUCACUACUCUACUACACGGCCUGUCUUCCACAUUCAAGAUACGGGACCUUGGGACUCCUGGGUUCUUUUUCGGCAUUGAAACACUUAAGAUAGACUCUAGGCUGAUGCUCUCACAACGACGUUACAUGGACGACAUUCUAACUCGCGUCAGCAUGUCUGAUUGUAAACCAGUAUCGACCCCAGCUGCUGUGACGCAAGAUCUGUCUUAUUCUGUUUACCGCUUAUGCCAGUUCAUGCACUCUCCGACUACCAAUCAUUGGGGCCUACUAAAGCGAGUCUUACGAUACAUCAAGGGCACUCUCGACCACAGGCUGCGCCUGUCAGUCUCCGUUUCCUCAGCCAUUCAUGCCUUUUCUAACUCUGAUUGGGCUGGUUGUCCCCUAGAUAGGAAGAGCACGAGUGGUUAUGCUGUGUUCUUGGGUUCCAAUCUCAUCUCUUGGCUCUCCAGGAAGCAGCGCACUGUGGCACGAUCAUCAACUAAAGCCGAGUACAAAGCCCUAGCUGAUGUCUCCGCAAAAGUUACUUGGGUGGUUUCGUUGCUCCAGGAACUGGGUCUCCAUUCCGGUGAAGCUUAUACUCUUUGGUGUGACAAUCUUAGGGCCGUUUAUCUCUGCGCCAAUCCAGUUUUUCAUGCCAGGACCAAACACGUUGAAAUUGAUUUUCACUUUGUUCGAGACAAGGUGGCUUCUGGGGAUCUGGUGCUUAACUUUGUGUCUACUAAAGAUCAGCUGGCGGACAUCUUCACCAAGCCAUUACCGGGACCGAGGUUUGCAACUCUACGUGACAAUCUCAAUGUGGUAACACAUCACCCUUGUGCUUGA